AGGGUGUGCUGCGUGUCUCUUCCCGGGCCGGGCCGAUAUGAAGCAUGACCAAGACGCAUCGUCUGACUCGGGGGUCCCACCACGGGUCCCGCAGCGGGGUGGAGGUUCCAGGCUGAAACCUCCCCAGGUUUAUUGCGAGUUCAACAGAGUGGUGGGGAAAAAUCUCAAGGACAACUUCUUCGAUGCACUUGACCGUUUCUCUCCGAGCCUGAUGGACCUCUUCAGGAAGAAGAAGGGUGUCACUGGCCAAUUUCUGUCUGAGCUUUUAAGUCAGACAAAGACCACUGAGCCAACAGAUGCCUUUGUGUUCGGGGACUGCCAAUCAUCUUGGGGGAUGAGCCUUCUGCCUUCUUCAAGACCUGCACCGAUGCGGCUGAUAAGGAGGUGUACAGUCAAACUCCACUGGGAAUCCUCUGUCGGAGAAAAUCCUCAGCUCAACCCAUCCAGUGUGGCAAUCGUCUUGGAGGGGAAUGUGGUGAUGGAUGGACCGGCUAACCUGCCUCAGGCCUUCUGUGUCCUGUUCAGACUCAUUUAUGCCCUGCAACUGGAGUGCAUGAAAAACACUUUCCACUUUGCUCAGCAGGUGAUAUUAAAACUUGGUAAAGUUGAGCUGGCACCCAAAAUUCAGACUUUGAAAAAUCAGCUUACAUUGUGAAACGGGGUUCUGAAAAGUUGGCUACUGUUACAUAUGGCAAGUAUUUAGGCUUCCAUAUUGCAUUUUGUUGUUGUUGCAUGUUUGCACUGUUUGACCUAUUAAGCUUGUUGGCAUUUCCAUUUGUGUUUUAUUCUAUAAACUACUGACAACAUCUCUCCCAAAAGUCAUUUAGAGCAUUUAUUUGCAGAAAAUUACAACUGGUCAGAAUAACAGAGAAAAUGCUGUGUUUUCAAACCUCAAAUGAUGCAAAGAAAACAAGUU
This is a messenger RNA of Gymnodraco acuticeps, 916 nucleotides long. RefSeq lists its product as uncharacterized. The record is from RefSeq and is a predicted model, not a curated record. The transcript is spliced from 4 exons. The coding region runs from base 38 to 655 and encodes 205 amino acids. NCBI's taxonomy places the organism in Eukaryota, Metazoa, Chordata, Actinopteri, Perciformes, Bathydraconidae.